GAAAAAGGGAAAGAAACACAUAGAUGAAGAAAAUGUCUUUAAAGGCCUUAAAUUCAAGAGAACAAACUGUCCAGAGUUCCACGAUGUGGCUAUAGAGUCUGAAGAUCAUGUCAACUUUCAUUGUCAUAAAUGCGUUCUCGUAGCUCAACUGGACUAUUUCAGAAGUAUGUUGGCAUGCGGAUGGCUCGAGACAAGCAAAGAGAUGAAGGUUUUAAACAUGCCAAUUCAUUCAAGUGUUCUUGAAAUUGUUCUGGACUAUCUUUACACCGAUGACACUAAAACCAUACAAGGCCAACAAGAUAUCGAGUUUGUUGGAAAUAUUUUAGUUAUAGCGGAUCAGCUUUUGAUUGGUCGUCUGACAGAGAUAUGUGAAUCAGUGAUGACUAAACUCAUUUCACACAAGAAUGCUAUUGAGCUGCUAGAGUUCUCCUGUGUUUAUAAUGCAAGUCAGCUGAAGGCGUCUUGUCUCGAGUUCAUCUGUUGUAACCUCAGUAGCCUUCUCGAGUCAGGAUUCCUCAAUCUUUUGUCUGAGGACACUCUGAACGAACUCUCCACUGCUUAUCGAGACAUGAUUUCCAGCAUGGCUUGGAGGAUGAUAACGCCUUCACACGAUCACCUAUCUUUCCUCUCACCCGAACUAUCUUCUUCUUCUUCGCCAAGAAAGCGACGAACGUCCAGCCGAAAACGGUCCGUAAAAAGUGAAAGCGAAGAAGAGACAGAAAAGGAUACCAAUGUUUCUGAGGAGAAGGUGCAAGAAAACGGGAAUCGAGAACAAAAACUGAGUGAAACAAACCAUGAAAGCGUUUUUGAAGUUGAAGAAAAUGAAGAAAACUUCAGAGAAAAAGAAAGUAAAACUAUUUUAAUGGAUUUAAUAACAACAAACACUGAAAAUAAGUUGGAUUCUGAAAAACUAAAUGACGAAGGGAAUUGGUAUCGAAAAGAGGAAGGAAAAAGCGAACAGCCCAAAACAUCGAAAUAUAACAAGAACCGAAGCUUAAAACAAGAGGAAAAUAUUAUAAAAUCUUCACCGAACACUUCAAAACCCCAAGAAAUUCCAAAACCCCCAAAACAGGACCUGCCGCCAACAAGGCCUGCGUGGGGAGUGAAUUUUACGAGCCCCUCAAGUCCACCAUCAAGUGACUUAAAAACCAUAAUGGAGCAAGAACAGUUGACCGUCCGAAAACAGGGAUCCCACUCAGAAACAAAUAAAAGCAAGACCAAUAGAUCGAUUAGGAUCGAACCAAAAUCAAAACAAUCCCAGAAACAGAAGAAAAAAGCACUUAAGAAUCAACAGCUUGACGUAACUGUUUCUCCUGAACCCGAAAAUGAGACGACGACAGGAGAAGCGAAGACAGAAGAGGCAAAAUCCAAAGUCAUAUGCAAUCCCUGGGGUUUACAAGAGAAAAAGCCAACGCCCGUGAGAUCGCUGCGUGAGUUAAUAGAACAAGAAGAAAAGUCUGCACAAUCAAUUCUACCGAAGACAACAGCCAACCUAUCGCCGAAAACGCUAAAUACCACUAGGAAAACAAACGAGAAAGGAAAAGUCGAGAAGACAAGCGGCGCCAAAAGGAAAAUAAGCUGGGGACUGCCUCAGGUAGAACAGAAAGCUAUGCCAGAACAAGAAGCAUCAGGCAAAGAACCCGCAGUAUCACCAAGAAGUGCCUGGUCGUCCAGCCCUAGUCCGGGUUCUCCUCCAUCGGCUUCCGUUUCGUUUGCGGAUAUUCUUCACCUUCAAGAACGUGAAAAUACUAAUCUAAACAGAGCGAAAGAAAAGCCACUCAGCUUAAUUCAACUCGAAGAUCGCGCAAUACAAGAAUUACUAGAGUACUACGGUGGUCGGGACUGCGCAUGCGAAAUAAUCACCGUUGAACGUGUCCCAGCAGCCACUGCGACACCAGUGUGGAACAGAGCAAGGACAGCGUCCGCGACAAGCACGUGAUAUCAAAUGGCUUCCGUAUACCAGUAGUGAUUGGUUGGUUUGCGUUCCUCGCUUUUUCAUUGGUUCAGAAUGCAACCCAUUUAAGAGUCACUUCUUGGCAUUUUUUUAUUCAUUGUUAUUUUUAACCAUGAAAUCUAAAAUUAUCUAUUUACUAGUAAAAACAUUUUUUUAGGUGAAUUGGUUACACAAUUUCGACUAAACAUUCUUUUUAAAUCGAAAAAUAGACAAAGAACAUUCCAUUUAUUAAAGCGAAUGUGGUCAAGUCAGGUCGUAAACAAUUUUGAAUUAUCACUCACAAAAAUAUACUUGUAAAAAGGGAAAAAUCUAGGGAAAGCUCAAAAAUUAUAUGCACUCUAUGGUUGUAAUUUUAAGGAUAUUUAUAUUUUAAAAACAUAUUACAAUGAAAAGUAAAGAAAUUUGUAUUUUA
Actinia tenebrosa (Australian red waratah sea anemone) is the source of this 2366-nucleotide messenger RNA. RefSeq names its product inhibitor of Bruton tyrosine kinase. The record is from RefSeq and is a predicted model, not a curated record. Gene Ontology annotation, molecular function: protein binding. Lineage: Eukaryota; Metazoa; Cnidaria; Anthozoa; Actiniaria; Actiniidae.